UUACCCCUCAUCAUCUUUCCUUCCUCUCCGUUUUCUCUUCAUCGUCCUAUUAUUUCUCUCUCUCUCUCCUAGUCCUCUUUGAGUUUUGGGGUUGGUUGUUGCUUACUUCACCUCGAAGAUGAAAAGUGACCCAUUUGGUUUUCGUGCGUGGAGAAAGAGACAUUAAUGCUGAAGACUGGCAAGUUGAAGGAAAGAAAUAUUAAUGCUUAUAAAGUGUGGAUACGGAGAGUUUAUGCAGAGGUCUCUGCCUCCAUAUUACGCCUAUUUCAUGGCUAAAGUGCAGAUACAGAGGUUUAUGCUUGCAUCCAUCUAGCGUUAGGAGAAUCUGCAUUGUUACAUAAGCCUCUUUAUUGUCAAGGUUGACAGGGAAAUGAUUGACGUCCGCAAUGGAGCUUGUUAAUGGCGGAGAAUGUGGAGAAAGAGAGAAAGAGGCCUUUAUCCCAGAAAAUAUAGGAGAAAUGAAAAAAAAUUAUACAAAAUAAGACUCCCCUUUUUUCCGUUCUCAAGUGAUUACAUUUUAUCAUAAAACACGAAAAUGUUGGUAAAUAUCAAUAAGUUUUUGCCUUUUCAACACCAUGGAUUUACCCUUAACAUAUACUUUUUAAGGAGAUCUAUUAAUUCGUGUAUAAAUUUUCACCGGAGCAAGAAGAUAGACCAUUCCCUAGAGAGGAUGGUAAAUUUUGCUUUAUUCUGUUUUUCGUUAAAGUGAUGAUGAAUUAGCAUAGUGCACAUGUAGUUUGAAAGUCGGCAUCGCUCUGUCCUUCAGUGGUGUUUGCAGCGGCGGAGAAGAGAGAAAGGGAGAAAGAAGAAGAAGAAGAAGAGGAAGAAAAGAGAGAAGGGCAUAUUUUGAAAAUUUAAUGAUUAUUUAAGGAUUUUUUUGUUCUUUAAAUUUUAUCUGUUAGAGUCAACGUUUGAAAGGGCUAGUUUUUGAAACUCUAAGGUUUAUGUAAGAAGUUUUUUCAAACCACAGGGUAUAUAUAAGUAAUGCCACUCAAAACCGCAAACCGCGAAAGGCCCCCUCUGUCCGUCUGUCUAUGUGUAGUGUACCAUGGCUGUAGGCAAAACCACGGUGAGAGUCUCCAACAUUCCGUUGACAGCCAUUGCUCAAGAGCUCGUCGACUUCUUCGAGGCCAAACUCGGCAAAGGCUCUGUAUUCGCCUGUGAAAUCGCGACGGAGCAUAAGAACUGGAAGUCGAAAGGGCUGGGUCGAGUUCAAUUCGAGACUAUUGAUGCAGCAAACACCGUGAGUCUCCUCUCUGAACAAAGAAAACUCGUUUUCCGAGGUAGCGUCCUAGUCAUCUCCCCGUCAUUCGAAGAUAUCAUUGUUCGACCGGUUGAGGCUAGGAAUCGGGUCGACAGAGGGGUUUUACACGUGGGUUUCUUGGUUGGAGUGGAUCAUCUGAGUGUUCUUGAGUCGUGGAAAGGCGUCAAAGCCAACAUUAUGCCCGAGAGGAAAAGGGUUGAGUUUUUUGUGUUUAAAGGCAAGGAGUGUUAUAAGUUGGAGAUCAAUUUCAGCGACGUUUUUACGGCUUCAGGGUACCGUCUGAGAGGAAGGCAGUCAAAUGCCCUUCUUUUGAGGCUUAGGUAUGCACCAAAGAUCUACCAGAAAAUUUCUGGAUCAACUGUUGCUUCAAAAUUUAGCACUGAUCGGUACCAUAUUUGCAAGGAAGAUGUAGAGUUUCUUUGGGUUCGCACAACUGAUUUUUCGGAGUCAAAUUCCAUUGGGUGGUCAUCUUCAUUUUGUUGGGAACUUGAAGAGGGAUUAUUAAGUUCAGAUAUUUUAAGAAGUUUCCCAUAUUAUAAAGAAGAGUUAGGUGAUCUAAUUGUUGAAAAAGAGGAACAGUUCUGUUGUGAAUCUGAGUUAGUUCCACUCAUAAAUUCUGGAUUAGAUUCUACAUUGGCAUAUGAGAUCCUUUACCAGCUCAAUUCCCUGGUUCAUACUCAAAAAGUUAGCUUGAGGGCAGUAAAGUCUGAUGACCUGAUUGAGAUUCUAUGCUGUUUAAGUGUAGAUACUGCUAAUGGAUUUCUUUUGCAGUUGCACAAGAUGAAGUCCACUUGUUAUGAUCCACUACCAAUUAUUCAGAGACAGCUAAGUAGUCUCUUAAGAAAUCAGAAAAGUCUGCUCUCAUCAUCUCAAAGAGGGUUAAGGGAAGGCAACUUAAUGAGUUGCCACCGAGUACUUGUUACCCCUACAAAAAUUUACUGCUUGGGUCCUGAGCUUGAGAAAUCCAAUUGUGUUGUGCGGCACUAUGCUGCAUAUUCUUCUGACUUUCUAAGAGUCUCUUUUGUUGAAGAAGAUUGGACCAAGCUUCACUCUGGUGCCCUUUCAACAAGUAUAGAGGAAGGUAUUUUUUCAAAGCCAUAUAGAACUAGAAUAUACUAUCGAAUACUGUCUAUUCUCCGAGAUGGGAUUAAGAUUGGGGCUAAGAGAUUUGAAUUCUUAGCCUUCUCAGCAAGCCAACUCCGUUCAAAUUCAGUUUGGAUGUUUGCUUCUAAUGAAACUGUGAAAGCAGAAAACAUUAGGGAAUGGAUGGGCUCUUUUAAUAAGAUCCGCAGUGUGUCCAAAUGUGCUGCAAGAAUGGGUCAAUUGUUCAGUUCUUCUGUGGAAGCAUCUAAAGUCCAGGCACACCAUGUUGAGAUCAUUCCAGAUGUUGAAAUUACAAGAGAUGGUAUCCAAUAUUGCUUCUCAGAUGGCAUUGGAAAAAUUUCCCAAUCUUUUGCCAGAGAAGUUGCUCAGAAAUGUGGACUGAGUCAAACUCCCUCUGCUUUCCAAAUCCGGUAUGGUGGCUAUAAAGGUGUUAUAGCUGUUGAUCGGAAUUCUUUCUGCAAGCUAUCUUUGCGUCCAAGCAUGCUAAAAUUUGAUUCUAAUGACAGAACACUUAAUGUCACAAAAUGGAGCGAGUCCAUGCCUUGCUACUUGAACCGGGAGAUUGUUUCCCUGUUGUCUACAUUGGGAGUGGAAGAUGAGAAGUUUGAAAUGCUGCAAUGCAAGCAAAUUAGCCUUCUAGACAAAAUGUUAACAAAUAGAGAGGCUGCAUUGGAUGUUUUGGAGUGCACAGCUGGAGAUGCUAAGACUGUUCUAGUAAAGAUGUUGCUGCAUGGUUAUGAACCAGGUGUGGAGCCUUACCUGUCAAUGAUUCUUAGAGCACAUCGGGAGCAUCAGUUGUCUGAUAUAAGAAGUAAAUGCCGAAUAUUGGUUCCAAAGGGCCGUGUACUAUUAGGAUGCUUGGAUGAGACUGGCAUUUUAAACUAUGGUCAAGUUUUUAUUCGAGUAACCAUGACAAAGGCCGAGCAAUGUCAUGAUGAUCAGAGUUUCUUUCACCAAGUGGAUGAGACAACAUCAAUAGUAAUAGGAAAGGUGGUCAUCACAAAAAACCCUUGUCUCCAUCCUGGUGAUAUCAGAGUGCUUGAUGCUAUCUAUGAAUCAGCAUUAGAGGAAAAGGGAUUAGUUGAUUGCCUUGUUUUCCCUCAAAAAGGAGAAAGGCCUCAUCCAAAUGAGUGUUCUGGUGGUGAUCUUGAUGGCGAUUUAUUCUUUGUCUGCUGGGAUGAAAAUCUCAUCCCAUCACAGACUGAUACCCCAAUGGAUUACAUUGGGAGAAGAUCACGUUUGAUGGAUCAUGAAGUAACCUUAGAGGAGAUUCAGAAAUAUUUUGUCAAUUACAUGAUCAAUGAUACCCUUGGUGUCAUUUCGACUGCACAUGUAAUUCAUGCAGACCGUGAACCAAGUAAAGCAAGGAGUCCAAAAUGCCUUCAGUUGGCAGCCCUCCACUCCAUGGCUGUUGACUUUGCAAAGACGGGGGCACCAGCUGAGAUGCCAAGGGUACUGAAACCAAAAGAGUAUCCAGAUUUCAUGGAGAGAGGAGACAGACCAAUGUAUGCCUCCCCUGGUAUAUUAGGUAAACUCUACCGGUCCACCAUUGACUCAACCAAGAAUCAAGAGCCUGACUUUGUCUGGAAUGAAGAGGUUGCUCAAGCUGCUUAUGACAAAGAUCUUGAAGUGAGAGGGUUUGAAUCUUUUGUAGAAACUGCAGAAAGUCACAAGAAGUUAUACACUGAGAAAUUAAGUACAUUAAUGAAUUAUUAUGGGGCCAGGAGUGAAGAUGAGAUACUGACGGGUAAUCUGCGAAGCCCAUCAUUGUGUUUGCAGAGAGACAAGAUUAGGUAUGGGGAAAUGAAGGACCGGGUUUUGAUUGCAGUUAGAAACCUACAAAAAGAAGCCAAGGGUUGGUUCCAUAGUAGCUGCAAGUCUCAUGAAUGUCACAAGAUGGCAUCCGCAUGGUAUCAUGUAACUUACCACCCAAAGUAUUGUCAUAAUGGCAUGAACAGUCUGAGUUUUCCAUGGAUCUUAGAUGAUAUUCUACUGAACAUCAAGUCUGUUAAGAAGAUGAGAAACUAAGCGUGAAUAGUUUGGCUGUUGUGGAAAAUGUUUAGGUGUAGUGACACUGUAUCUAAAGGAACAACGCGUGUUUUAAAAGCUUUUUGGUAUUAUGACAUUUCCCUUUCCCUACGGAACCGGAAAAUGCAUGAUGAUGCAGAAUGGCAAUUUCUGGGCUGGGUUAUUAGGGGGCGUUUGGCAAGUCUUUUUGGGAAGAUUUGGUAGCUCUGACAAUCAAAAGACACAUUGAGCUUUUGCAUGAA
Molecule: messenger RNA, 4638 nt
Organism: Nelumbo nucifera (sacred lotus)
Lineage: Eukaryota; Viridiplantae; Streptophyta; Magnoliopsida; Proteales; Nelumbonaceae
Gene: RDR2
Product: RNA-dependent RNA polymerase 2
Biological process (GO): siRNA processing
Cellular component (GO): nuclear RNA-directed RNA polymerase complex
Molecular function (GO): RNA-directed RNA polymerase activity; RNA binding
Source: RefSeq, a predicted model, not a curated record